Nannospalax galili (Upper Galilee mountains blind mole rat) is the source of this 9232-nucleotide messenger RNA. RefSeq names its product regulator of G protein signaling 22 (gene Rgs22). The transcript is spliced from 29 exons. Gene Ontology annotation, biological process: regulation of signal transduction. The coding region runs from base 205 to 4047 and encodes 1280 amino acids. Lineage: Eukaryota; Metazoa; Chordata; Mammalia; Rodentia; Spalacidae. The record is from RefSeq and is a predicted model, not a curated record. Gene Ontology annotation, molecular function: G-protein alpha-subunit binding.
GAGCUGGGCUGGCGGGACGGCUUGAACCGGCCUCGCGGACGCCGAGCGAGCGAGCGCGGCCUUCGGCAUGCCGGAGAAGCGGCUCUCCGCCGAUCCACCAGAUAUUACAGAAGAAGAAUUUCAUCUACAUGAGAGUCAGGCUUUAUCUCCAUGACUUCGUUGUUAUGUGGCUGUGCAGUUCCUGGUUGCAGUAAACACUAGUAGAUGGCAUUGAUGAACUGGUCAAUUCAGCAGGAAAAUUGUUUGGCAACAGAUGACUUCCUCGUGGAUUACUUUAAUGAAUUCCUAAGCCUUCCCACCUUCUCAAAGGCAAUUAGGUUUAAUGUGGAUUAUGGAGUUUUUGAAGUAGUCAAUGAUGCCCCACAACUUCUGGAAAAGCAACUGAAAAAAAUUCUUCAAAACCAGCAACCUCGAAAUCCCAUCUAUGAUGUUAUAAGGAAAGGAAAGAGUGGUCACACUAGACCUGUUCAAAGGAAUGUCCCCUGUGAAGAUGAGGCCAUUAACAUCAACUACAGUAUUAUGUGUCUCAAUCGUGAACAAGGUAUUAAGUGGAUCAAAAAAGAAAGACUUCCAGCAUUUCUGGAAAGUGAUUGCUACUUUGAAUACAGGUUAGCCAAAUUGAUCUCACAAGUAACAUGGAGCAAGUCGGGUAUGAAUUUCAUUGUAGGUACAACCUUUGCUCCCUGGGUCCUGAGAAAACCACCCACUCCACCACCUCCCACCACUGAAGAUGACCAUCUUGGGAUUAUGAAAAAGUUCUACAUUUCUCUUGGCGAGGCCUCCUAUGCUCAAACAAAAGAUUGGUUUACACUGGCAAAACAAAGUCAGCAGACAGUAACCACUUUUUCCUUACCCUGCUGUAUACCGCACCACAAAGUUGCAUCACCAGCUAUUUCUUCUGUUUCUGAGAAUUUUAUCUUUGAUGAUGGAGUUCACCCCAGAACAAUAAAUGACUUAUCUAAAACAUCUGAAAUAACUCCUGAAUUGGAAGAAGAAGGAUCUAUAUCCAUAAAAGACACUCCUUCGCAAGCUCUUCUGAGAAUAUACCUUGAAAAGCAAGUGGAAGAGGAUGACAGAAACCUGACAAUGCAUUUCUCCUCACUAGAAGAAUUUUUAAAUGCCUAUAUAAUCUUUAUUUUGAGAGAAGCUGUUGAGCAUAUCACAGGACAUUCCUUUACUGAUAACCCAAGCAACGUAAACUUCUACCAUAUACGACGAGCAGUAUUAGAUAACCCCAUGUCUUCCGCUAGCAAGAAAGUUGUAGUCCCACCAGAAAAGGAAACUGUAAAGGAAAGCUCAGAAGAGAUACUGGAGAAAGUAAGUCUAAGUUCAAAGAGUGAGAGCAUUGGGCCUGAGAGCAGGGCUAACUGGUGUAUGUCUCACAGAACUUACGACAUUGGCAAUAGAAGGGAAUUUGAAAGAUUUAAGAAAUUUUUAAAGGGCACAUUAGGAGAGAAAUACUGGUGGCUGUGGAUGGAUAUUGAGAGGUUAAAAGUUCUAAAGGAUCCUGGAAGACAUCAAAGACAUCUUGAGAAGAUGAAAAAAUGCUAUCUUUUGAGCAGUGGAGAUUGUUACCUUUCUGCAGAAAUCUUAUCAAAAUUUAAACUGCUAGAUGGAUCUUGGUGGACUGAAGAACAUUUGAGAAAUAUUCAGACUGAGGUUAUAAAACCUUUACUUCUAUAUUGGGCACCAAGAUUCUGUGUUACUCAUUCUUCCUCAACAAAAUAUGCUAGUGCUGAACUGAAGUUCUGGCAUCUCCGCCAAGAGAAACCAAGGAAGGAUGUUGACCCUUUUCCACAGAUGGCAACCCUCUUACCACUAAGACCUAAGUCUUGCAUUCCACAGAUACCUGAGGUCCAGAGAGAAGAAAUCAGUUUAGUACAACUGUCCAAUAAAUCUCCCAAGAAAUCGCUGAGAGGAAGCAUAGGGAGUCAAAAACUUUGGAAGAGCGAGUCUUUGUAUCCAUUUCCUUCUAAAAAUGAUGGGUUUGAGAAAGGGUCAAACAACUUAUCAGAAAAGAACACAGUGGUUCAUUUAACAUCUUUUACUGACAUUUCUGAAUGUCUAAAGCCCCAACUGGACAGAAAAUAUGCUUACACAGAAGAGCCUAACGUUAAAACUGUAUCAGAUGUUGGAGCCCUGGGAGGAUUUGACAUGGAAAAUUUGUUGCAAUCUCUGUAUGUAGAAAACAGAGCUGGAUUCUUCUUUACUAAAUUCUGUGAGAAUUCAGGGAACAAGUUGUGGAAGAACAGUGUGUACUUUUGGUUUGACCUACAAGCUUAUCAUCAGCUGUUCUACCAAGAAACACUUCAGCCUUUUAAAGUAUGCAAGCAAGCCCAAUAUCUUUUUGCCACAUAUGUUGCUCCGUCAGCCGCUCUUGACAUUGGACUUGAACAGGAAAGGAAGAAAGAAAUUUAUAUGCAAAUCCAGCCACCAUUUGAAGACCUUUUUGACACAGCAGAAGAGUAUAUCCUUCUCCUCCUUCUGGAGCCCUGGACAGAGAUGGUGACAGUGGACCAAGUGGCUUACAGAAAGGUGGAACUCCAAGAAGAGACUCGGCAGCUAGACUCCACAUACUUCAGGAAGUUGCAGGCUUUGCAUAAAGAAACAAUUUUUAAGAAAACUGAGGACACAACUGGAACUGGAACUGGUAUAUUAUCACUCUCUGAUGUCUCUAAACAAACAGAGUAUUGGAAUAAUGUUCCUGAGGAGUACAAGCAGUUUAGCUUUAAUGAUCUACUUAACAACAAGCUAGAAUUUGAACAUUUCCGUCAGUUUCUUGAAUCUCAUUCUUCAAGCAUUGACCUUAUGUGCUGGACAGACAUCGAACAGUUCCGAAGAAUACUUUUUAAAGACCGAAGGCAAAGGGAAGCAAAAUCUAUAUACAUUAAAAACAAAUACCUUAAUAAGAAAUAUUUCUUUGGACCCAACAGUCCAGCUUCUUUAUAUCAACAGAACCAGAUAAUGCUUUUAAGUGGUGGCUGGGGGAAGAUUCUCCACGAGCAGCUUGAUGCACCUGUUCUGGUGGAAAUUCAGAAACAUGUCUUGAAUAGGCUAGAAAAUGUGUGGCUGCCAUUGUUCCUUGCAAGUGAACAGUUUGCAGCACGUCAGAAGAUAAAGCUACAAAUGAAAGACAUAGCAGAUGAACUUUUACUACAGAAGCAUGAAAGGAAAAUUGGGGUUUGGAAGCCUGUGGCGAGUAAGUGGAUAUCUUCAUCUUGUGAAAUAAUCGCUUUUCGUAAAGCAUUAUUGAAUCCAGUUACUGCAAGGCAAUUUCAACGAUUUGUGGCUCUAAAAGGAGAUUUACUGGAAAAUGGGGUUCUUUUUUGGCAAGAAGUACAAAAAUACAAGGACUUGUGCCACUCCCAUUGUGAUGAGUCUAUCAUCCAGAAGAAGAUCACCACCAUCAUCAGCUGCUUCAUUAACUCCUGUAUCCCACCAGCUUUACAGAUUGAUAUUCCAGUGGAACAAGCCCAGAAGAUUAUUGAACACAGGAAAGAUUUGGGACCAUAUGUGUUCCGAGAGGCACAGAUGACAAUUUUUGGGGUUCUGUUUAAAUUUUGGCCACAGUUUUGUGAGUUUAGGAAGAACUUAACUGAUGAAAAAAUUAUGAGCGUUUUAGAGAGAAGAAAAGAAUACAAUAAGCAGAAAAAGAAAAUGUCAGACUCAGAUGAAGAAAAAUUUGGAAAGAUUGGACCCAAACACUAUGCCAGUACUACAGGGUCUAUUACCAAACCUGCUUUAACCAGUGAUUCCUUUCUGGGCCUGCAGGCCUAUGGCCGACAGCCAACCUGGUGCUACUCAAAGUAUAUAGAAGCCUUAGAACAGGAAAGAAUUCUUCUUAAAAUCCAAGAAGAAAUGGAAAGGAAGAUGCUCACAGGCACAGGAUCUUUCACAAAUUUGUUUAAGCCUUCCACUCGUUCCACUAUGUCUUUGAAGAAGAAUUUGUCUCUCCACACCAUGCAGAGUCAGUUUUCAAGUGACAGCAAUUCUGUCAGUCAUGUCCUUCUGCUGACAGAUGCAAGGAUUUCUUUAAAUCAAAUUUAACUGAUAAGAGAUGCUCAAGUAACCAGUUUUUCAGGUGGUCUGUAUUACCUUAGAAUAAUAUCUACUAUCUAGGUUAGGAGAAUUAAAAGGUUUUGUUUAUCACAGACCUUAAAGGAAAAAAUAAUAAUAUUCCCCUAGUAUAAUCUUUCAACAAAUAGUCCUUGUACAUUUACUAUGUUUGAUUGGCAGAUAUAUUCACUAGGUAAUAAGGGGAUGUGACUGUUCCUAGCAUAAGUUAAGCCAGAGCAUACAGGGAAGAACCUUCCACCUCCACCUGCAGCUGUGCUGGGUUUACAUGGCAGUGUGCAUAAGACUCAUGUGGCCCUGGCUAGCAUUACAGAUCCCUGGGCCCACUCCUGCGAACCUGUUCAGUUGGUGGUGGAAGGCACUGGGGCCACCUCUACCAGACACCAGGUGAUUUUUGAUGUAGGGUUUCACUAUUGACCACUCUGAGGCAAACUGUUAAGGAACCAGGUAAAAGCCCUCUUAUUAGCUGGCACUACAUUUGUGGCAAAAGAGAACCCAGACAUACACUUUCUGAUGCUUAUUCCUGGAGGGAAAGGAGAAUAUGUAAGAAAUGACCUUGAAGGGUCAUUUAUGGGCCACAUAACGCAGAAGCUCCCAGGGAAAUAACCCAGAUUACCAGGUUAGAAACAAUAUCCUUCCGCCUUACAUAAUCCCAGAAAAUAUUUUCAAAGUUGAAACUGCCAUUCCAAAUUCUCUAGUUAUUAGAAAUUUUAAAUGAGUAAAGUAUUAGAAGAAAUAUUUGAGAUCAUUUUUCCUCUAAAGUAGUGACUUUAGGAGUGUUUUACCUGUUUUGUUUUUUGAGUCAGGGGUCUUGCUGUGUUAUUCACUAGGUAAUAGUGUUAUUUAGACUAGAAUUGAUCCCAGGAUCCUCCUGCUUCCUGAAUAACUGAGCUUACCAGAUGUGUGUUCCACCACGCCUAGCUGGAUAAGAAACCAUUGGUCCCAUACUUACCUAUGUCCCACAGAGCCCCAAGCCCUACAGUGGCCAAGGAGUUGCUGACCACUUUCCAUAGACUCCAAAUGAGUGCUUGCUCUUUUGUGGCUGUUUUUUUGUUUUCCACUCUUGUUCUACUGUCUCUGGUUUUAAUUGAGCUGGGUGGUGUGUGUGUGUGUGUGUGUGUUUGUCUGUCUCUGUGUAUGUAUGUGUGUGUUUCAAUUUUUUGUCCUCCCAGUAUAUCAAUUACAAUUCUUUUAAAAUUGCUCUGUUUUCUCCAGACUCUUCACUAUUCAUUGCAGCUAACAAAGCCCACUUUGCAAACACUCCAUAGUGCUUCAUGGAUAGUAUAAGUAGAUAGGGUUGCCAGCUCCCUCCGGGUCCCAUUCAUUUCACCCAAGAUAUAGUCACUGACUACACUGCUUCUGGUACUGCUUUAAACAAACUGUUGCCUGUUAGAUAAUUAGUAUAAGACAAAUAAAACAUAUUACCCUAUCUGCAUGUAUUCCUUCCGUGAUGCUCUUCCUUUCUUAUGUGGAUAAGGGUUUCUACCUUUUCUUGGAAAAAUUUCUUUUAAUAUUUCUUGCAAGGCAGGUCUAUGUGGGACAAACACAUUUAAUUUUUGUCUGCCUUAAAAAGUCUUUAUUGCUGGGCGUGGUGGCGCACACCUUUAAUCCCAGCACUCAGGAGGCAUAGCCAGACAGGCGGAUCUCUAUGAGUUCAAGGCCAGCCUGGUCUACAUAGUGAGUACCAGGACAGCUGAGGCUACAGGGAGACCCUGUCCCCAAAGAAAAAAAAAAAAAAAAAAAAGUCUUUAUUUAUCCUUCCUCUGUGCAAGAGAGUUGUACAAUAUACAAAAGUGUAGAUUAUUGGGCAUUUUCUUUCAACACGUUAAAGCUCUCUCAUUCCACUCUCCUUGCUGUGUGGCUUCUGAAAAGAAGUCAAAUAUUCUCGUUGUUCUUCUGUAGGGAAGCAUCCCCGACCCCCUUUCUCCCAGGCUGCUAUCAAGGUUUCCUCUUUGACUUUGGUUUUCUGCAGUUUGAAAAAUACAUACAUAAGUAUAUUUUUGCAUAUUUAUCCUGUGUGUUAACUUCUAAACUUCUGGUAUCUGUAGUUUGGUGUCUAUCAUUAAUUUUGGAAAGAUUUGUCAUUGUCACAUCAAGUAUUUCUUCUGUUCCUUUCCUUUUUUCCUCCGAUAUUCCCUUUCCACAUAUCGACACCUCUUGCUGUUGUCCCUAAGUUUUUGGAGCUUGGUUCUUUUCUGUCUUUUCAUCAGUCUCAGAAGCUUCUACUCAUCUCCAAGCUCGAUGCAGUGCUUCUUUCCUCAACAGCAUCUACCUAGUCUGUUGUAGUUGUCGUUGCUGCUAGAUUGGUUUUUAGUUCUAGUAUUCCCACUUGAUUCUUUCUUGGACUCUUCUUAUCUGUGCUUGCAUUACGAAUCCAUUCUUGUAUAUUCUCUACUUUUUUAAAAUUGGAGCUCUUCAUUAUUAGACACAAUCAUUUGAAUUUUCCAUCUGAUAAUGCCAACAUCUCUGCCAUAUCCAAACUUGAGGGUUUGGAUGCUGGUUUUGUCAUUUCAUACUGUGUUGCUUGCUUUUUACUUUAUUGUAAUUUUUUGUUGAAAGUAACACAUUAUGUACAAGGAAAAGAGAAUGAGGUAGAUAGUUCCAUGGGGUUUCAUGCUCAUCUGGCUAGCAGUAAGCUUGAACUUGGUUUUCCUAAAGCCUCCUUAACAGUGCUAGAGGCUUGAAGUUCUUGAAGUUAAGUCCCACUGAUGUGAAAGAAAACAUUUUGUAGUGCCAUGAUCUGGUCUCAGUGUUUUAAUGAGCCUAACGUGAGUAUUUCUCUCCUGCCAGUUUGUUGGAAUUUUGGUGAAGAAAAACAGAACAAAACAAAACAAAACAAAAACACGCACCAUUGUUGAGGUUCUGGUAAAGUAGUUAGUACUUUGAGGGCAGGAACGGAGAACACAGGUCUAUUUCAAGGUCAAUAUUUUACUUCUUCCAGAAGCAAGAGGGGAUUGGGCCCCUGAGGAUCCUUAACUCUCCAUCUAGUCUGUAGUCAGCUUCAGCUUUGCCUCGUGUGUCCCUAAAGCUGCAGCCUCCUCACCUGGCAUGCUGCAAUUCCAUUUCUGCCUUCACGUCUCCAGGUUUGGGGCCUAGAGAUCACCCUAUUAUAACAAUUCUUUGAUGGAUCCAAGAAGAAUUAUUGAUUUUCAACUUGUUUGGCUAUUUUCUUGUUGCAAGGGUGGUCAUGUUGACAUCCAAGUACUUUCCAUAUCAUACUGGGCCCUGAAGUUUAACAUUUGUAUUUUAAACUGUUCUAUAGACAGUUUGCUUAACUAUAAAAUUAAGAAAGGUUAAUUUAACUGUUAAAGGGAAUGUCAUUCUAAAUAUGUACAUGUUCAAUUUUGGCUAUCCUCCAAGCAUGGAACAACAUGAGCUCAUCUCCAUCUCUCCCUCUAGGGGCAGUUUCCUUACCUUAGUGUGACAAUUAUGUGUCUGGCUGUGGUUCUGUGUAUUCUAAUGUCCUUUGAAUUCGUCUCCAUUCCUCAUUAUUAUUGGACUGUUGUUACCCUGUUCUAGAACCUCAUCACCUUGAAUCUGAGACUUAAUUCAUUUCUCCUGCAUGGCCACCUGCUGCCUGUCCUCAGAGUAAUAUUUCUAAAAUGCAAACUUGGUAUUCUUCUGUCUAAAUGCUUUAUGGAGGUGAUUGGUAAAAUAGAAGUCUCCUACUCAGAGUGAUCGCCAAGGCUCUUCUACCUUCUGAUAUAAACAUUCUGAUCAGGCAUUUGUUCCUCUGGGAGGCUGCCUGAUACUGCUUUCUUACAGACCAGAUCCCCCAAACAGCCACAGAAAUUCUUACUGUCUCCUCCGUGACACAAAUCCAUUCCUCAGAGCAGCAUAAGCCACAUUGAUUGCAAGGGGUUUGCAGCUCGAAUGCAGCUGUUAUUUUGCCUUCAUUCUAGUACUUUACAUAAAACAAUUAAAAAACAGAUGUUCAAUAAAUAGUUAUUGAAAAAAUAAAUGAAAUAGUUCCACUAUUAAGUCCCUGGAAGAUAAAAAUCAUGGUUCAUCUAAAAGGUUUAACAUGAUGCCAUGCUGGUUAGUUUUAGCUGUCAACUUGUUACACUCUAGAAUCAUCUGAUAGGGGAAAUCUCAAUUGAGGGAUUAGUGAGAUCAGACUGACCCCUGGGCAUAGCUGUGGGGUCUGUCUGGAUGGUUAAUUGAGGUGGAAAACCCACACUAAAUGUGAGUGUCAACAUUGCAUGGGUUGGGCCCUGAACCAUGUGCAGAAAAUUGGAGCAGGCAGCAGGAGUGUGCUCCUUUCUCUUGCUCUUGACCUGUGCUGUGACUAGUGGUUAGAAUUCCUGCCUCGACUUCCCUGAAAGGAUGGACCAUAACCUGGAAUUGGGAGCCACAUAAGCCCUUUCUUCCCUAAGUUGCUUUUUGUUAGUCUUUUAUCACAGCAACAGGAAAGAAACUAGAAUACUUUUCAAGAAUAUUUUCCGAUAGUAAUUUUUAUGAUAAUAAAUACAUAGUAAUGUGGCCAUUCUACAUGAAUUAUGAAUCUUUGUUCUAGCUUAUUUUCAAUAUUUGUGAAAAUAUGUCUGACUAUUGUUAUCAUGUGUCUUAGAGAACAAACUAGUGCUUACUAUGUCACAUAAAACCACUGAGGUUUUGGACCUCAGUACUAUUAACAUUUGGCCAUAUAAUGACUUGGUGUGGAGGGCUGGUCAUGCUUUGUGACGGUGUCCCUUUUGACCUCUGCACACUAUGCUGGCAAUACCUCCCCAGUUGUAGCAACUCACAGUUUCUUUAGAUGUUUUGUCAAUUGUCCCUUGUUGAGAGUCACUACUUCAGAUUUGAUUCUUUUCAGUUUUAGUUUUUGAGAUAUCUAAUCACAAUGGAACAUACAAGUUCUAGUUUCAUAACAAAUUUUUUAAACAUAUACUUUUUAAAGUAUUGUACCUGCCCCUCCAUAACAUUACCAACAGUACCUUCUAAUAAGUGACAAUCAUUUGUUUUAGUCAGUCUAUUACAUCCACUUGAAUGAUUCCUUCUUCUACACAACCUGUGAAAAUAUAACAGUUAAAGGAGAUGCUCAGCCAGGGUUGGAUUAAUAAAACUUAAUGUAACAUGUACUAUGUUUUAGAUAAUCCUGACUGUCUUUUAUCUGACUUGAGUGUGUACAGAUGACUAAAUAAAUUCUAAAUGUGCUAUA